AAAGCCAUUUUCCCAGGCAGUGGUUGCAACAUCGCCGCGGAGGCAGCGAGAGGAGCUGACAGCGCGGAGUUGGCGCUGCGGAGCGCAGGCAGCCGUGCCGGUUCCUCCGGCCGGCGUCUGCGAGGACAGCGGCGUCUGACCCGCUCGGGUUCAGGGAUUUGCAGACGUGGAGCAAUGCUUGUGACUCUGCGGCUCCUCAAAGGCCCCUAGAAGCCUGUUUCUCGGUGCAGUCCAGGAUCUCCAGCCCCAUGGAGCCCCCGAUCCCACAGAGCGUCCCCUUGACUCCCAGCUCAGUCAUGGUCCAGCCUCUUCUUGACAGCCGUAUGCCCCACAGCCGGCUCCAGCACCCACUCACUAUCCUCCCCAUCGACCAGAUGAAGACCAGCCACGUGGAGAACGACUACAUAGACAACCCUGGCCUGGCGCCCCCCACUGGCCCUAAGCGGACCCGGGGAGGGGCCCCGGAGCUGGCCCCGACGCCUGCCCGCUGUGACCAGGACGUCACCCACCACUGGAUCUCCUUCAGCGGGCGGCCCAGCUCCGUGAGCAGCAGCAGCAGCACGUCCUCCGACCAGCGGCUCUUGGACCACAUGGCACCACCGCCCGUGGCUGAACAGGCCUCCCCGAGGGCUGUGCGCAUCCAGCCCAAGGCAGUCCACUGCAAGCCGCUGGACCUCAAGGGCCCAGCAGUCCCACCAGAGCUGGACAAGCACUUCUUGCUGUGCGAGGCCUGCGGGAAGUGCAAGUGCAAGGAGUGCGCGUCCCCCCGGACGUUGCCCUCUUGCUGGGUCUGCAAUCAGGAGUGCCUGUGCUCAGCCCAGACCCUGGUCAACUACGGCACCUGCAUGUGCCUGGUGCAGGGCAUCUUCUACCACUGCACCAACGAGGACGAUGAGGGCUCCUGCGCCGACCACCCCUGCUCCUGCUCCCGCUCAAACUGCUGCGCCCGCUGGUCCUUCAUGGGCGCUCUCUCCGUGGUGCUGCCCUGUCUGCUCUGCUACCUGCCUGCCACCGGCUGCGUGAAGCUGGCCCAGCGUGGCUACGACCGCCUGCGCCGCCCCGGUUGCCGCUGCAAGCAUACGAACAGCGUCAUCUGCAAGGCAGCCGCCGGGGACGCCAAGGCCAGCAGACCCGACAAGCCUUUCUGACACUUUGGGUUGAAGUCCCCUGGAAACUUGGUUCCCUUCUGACACCUGAGAAGACCACGGCGAGGCCAGCGGUUUUAGCAUCCUGAGGCUGACCUUGCUAGUCUGUCUGCUCCCCACCUCCAGCUUCUGAACAAACAGAGACCACCAUCGCCCACCCUCUCUUCCCCAAAAGGAUGAAGAAGCACUUUGGGUUUUUUCCAGGGUCCUGGAACUUUGUGUCAGACAGUGGCAGGGGCGUGGUAUGGUUUGGGGGGAUUUUUCUUUUCCAGAAGACGAAACACAGAUGUGGACACAUAUCCGGAAGUUGCAGCUGCUUGAAUGCCUUCCCAGUCCUUCCUCCUCCCUCCCUUUCUCCCCACCUCUUUUUCAUUCUCUGGCUGCCUGGAAGGAAUCAUUAACUGAGUGGCCAGGGGACUUUUGAAGAAGACCCUUGGAGUUUGACGUCAGUACCUUCUUCUCCUCUUCCCUCCCCCCAGUUUGCUGCGACAUCUUGGGGACGGUGUAGACCCUAGCAAUCUCUGUUGUAUAUACUUGGGAACCCCCUGAGAAAAGAGGACGGCCAGUGAGUCCAGGCCUCGUUCCUCAAUCUGCCUCCCCGGAGCCACGGACGCACUUAGGAGCCACUGCACAGUGCAUUUCUCCCUUUCAGCUUCAUCACUAACUCUUGGGGGUGUUCCACUCAUAGCACCGUCCCUCGGUUCUUACCGAGUCACAGGCUCACCUGCCCGCUACGCGUCCCAAGGUCUCUCUACCCAGAUCCAAAAACUUUAUGGGUAGAGAAGGCCGGGGCGGCAAACGCGAGACCAAAUAGCAUUUUGCCAAUGAGUCUGAGGCUGUGGUCUCUGGAUCCAGUCAUCAUGUUUUUAUAGAAUAAUUAAACCAGAUGCUAACGGUGUUUUAAAAAAUAAUAAUAAAACACUUGCUUCCUUUUGGGCCACCCCCAGGAAGGGCUGAUUUCAAAAUCUGGGGGGCGAGCAACCUCAAGGAGCACAAUCCCCCUCCUCACCAAGAAGAGGAUUUAACAGCAAAGAAGAGAGGUAUCACCUCCCGUUGGCAGAGUGACAGUUGAGCCGAGCUGGGUGUGGGUUUCCUCUCUUCUGAUUCUGCUGCUUUCUGUCAUAGCCUUUUGUGUACAGUGAUGUGUCUGUAUCUUUAAUGUAAAUAGACAGAUGAUGAAAAAAGAGUCUAUUUUAGUGUUAGGAAGCCCUGGUGGGGGAGUCAGAAGAGCGUGGGUGGGGGAAAAGAUUCUCCAGGGGCUUCUUAGGAUUGAGCCCUGCUUCUGUGCGUGGCCACACCACCCCCUCCCGACAGCCCCCAAAGACGUAGCAACUCUUUCUCUCAAGGUGCUAAAGGACUCAGAAAGUGCAGCACGUCCAGUGGGUAGGUACUUGUUGCAUGCAAAAGCUGUAGUGUGUCUGGUCCUCCCCAGCUGUUGUUCGGGGUUUUUGCUUCGUGUGGUAUUUUGUGUUCCUCCCCUAAUGAGAGGAAGUGGCCUGGGUCAGAAAAGCUACCCCAGGUGAAACUGGAAGGCAUUCAUUAGGCAGCAUUUCCAGUUUGUUCUGUAGGGACAGAACUGCCUCCAGAAAAGGGCGCAAAGAGGAAGGUAGCUGUGACUGGCAUGCACCCAAUGCUUCUCAAGGACUUUUUUUUCCCUUCUUGAAGACUAGUAGUAACAUCUUAUGAUUUAGAAUAAGUUAAUUGUAACCAUAGGUAUUUAUUGAUUGGAGGAAAGGAGGGGAGGGUCUUGUUACUUUACGCUUUAUUUAUAUAACAUUUGCUAGCUUGUAAAAGGCGAAUAUGAAAUAA
Molecule: messenger RNA, 2954 nt
Organism: Equus caballus (horse)
Lineage: Eukaryota; Metazoa; Chordata; Mammalia; Perissodactyla; Equidae
Gene: SPRY4
Product: sprouty RTK signaling antagonist 4
Biological process (GO): negative regulation of fibroblast growth factor receptor signaling pathway; negative regulation of Ras protein signal transduction; animal organ development
Cellular component (GO): membrane; cytosol
Source: RefSeq, a predicted model, not a curated record